This is a messenger RNA of Anoplophora glabripennis (Asian longhorned beetle), 1369 nucleotides long. It is a transcript of the gene eIF3j, whose product is annotated as eukaryotic translation initiation factor 3 subunit J. NCBI's taxonomy places the organism in Eukaryota, Metazoa, Arthropoda, Insecta, Coleoptera, Cerambycidae. The record is from RefSeq and is a predicted model, not a curated record. Gene Ontology annotation, molecular function: translation initiation factor activity. Gene Ontology annotation, cellular component: eukaryotic translation initiation factor 3 complex; cytoplasm. Bases 532 to 1230 code for a protein of 232 amino acids. The transcript has 6 exons.
UUAAGCUGUGGCGUGGCGUUACUAGUACUAUAUUUUCUAUGGUUACAAAGCAAUCUCAGUUUUCUUAAAGUAAACCGCAAAAAUUAUCUCGUUCAAUCCAAGUGCUUACAAUUCUUAUUUUACGGUUUCUCUCACACUUAAUACAAAAUUUAGAAUAUAAGUACGAUAAGGGUAAGGGUUAGUUCCUUUUUAUGGUUAUGUUGGUAAUUGGACAUUAUUAAAAUAGUAUUGUACUGUCAAAUUGCAAUGGAUGUGCGAAGGUCGAUCGUGGAUUCGUGUAGUGAUAUUUUAGAAAAAUCUUGCUUGUUAAUAACUUCUAAUCAAAAAUAUAAAAAGCUCAAACAUCGUGUUUGAUAUUGAAGAAUAAUAUUUGGUUUGUUUUUUAUUAUAUACGUCGCUUGUAACAGUUUAGUUAAUCGUUCUAAAGUGUCAUCUGGUGGAAUUUCUUUCAUUUGCACAUCUAGCAUCUAGCACACGUGAAAUUCGAGGUUGAGGUCGUUUGGUACUAAAUUAGUUCAUAUAUUCAACAAUAUGGAAUCUUGGGAUGACGAUAAUUUUGAGCCGCCAGCGCCUGCAACUGUUCCAGUUCAUGCAAAUAAAUGGGAAGGUGAGGAUGAGGAAGAAGAUGUUAAGGAAAGCUGGGAGGAUGAAGAUGAAGAGAAGAAAGAAGAAAUGAAGCAGCAAGAUACAGACCUUAAGAAGCCUAGAAAGAAGACAUUGCAAGAAAAGAUAACUGAAAAAGAGAGAUUGAAACGAGAGGAGAUGGAGAAGCGGCUUCGUGAACAGGAAGAAGAAGAAAUAUCAUCAGAAGAAAGGCUUCGAAGACAAAAAGAGUCAGAUUUAAAAAUAGCCUUAGAAACGACGUUUGGUGGUGAUAAAGUUAGUUCAGGAAUAGGCGAUCUCGAUAUGCCUAACACUAAAGAAGAAUUUGAGAAUUUUGCAGAUGUUUUAUCUAAAAAACUAACACCUCUUUCUAAAAAUAUAGAAUAUCCUACAUUUAUUGAAAACUUAACUAGAAACCUAUGUGCCACAAUGUCAUCUAUAGAUAUUAAAAGAAUAAAAAAUUCUUUAGAUAAUUUAUAUUUGGAAAAACAAAAAAUUGAAAAAGGUGAAAAGACGAAGAAAAAUAAGGGCAAAGGCAAGGCAAAACUUAAAAUGGAAGGAGAUAACCAACUCUCUCAGUUGUCUGCUUACGUGAAUGACUUUGAUGACUAUGACGAUUUUAUGUAGCAGAAAAUGCUGUUAGAUAGGUUUUAAUAUUUAAUUUUUAUCUAAGUUAUCUCAAGUUGUUACACGAAUUGCUCUAAUUUACAAAAAUAAGAUGUACUGUACUUUAUGCAAUAUAUUUUUUUUAUAUAUAACUUUUGAA